Messenger RNA from Guyanagaster necrorhizus, 411 nucleotides. RefSeq lists its product as uncharacterized. The record is from RefSeq and is a predicted model, not a curated record. The transcript is spliced from 4 exons. NCBI's taxonomy places the organism in Eukaryota, Fungi, Basidiomycota, Agaricomycetes, Agaricales, Physalacriaceae. Bases 1 to 411 code for a protein of 136 amino acids.
AUGCUGACACACGUCGUGCACGGAAAUGACAACGUCCAAUUCACGGCAGCCGCAGCUAGCCUGAACCAGGACCUCGAUGUCAUUGGGCUAUGUCGGCGUCCAGAACCAAUUGGAUAUGAUUAUGGCGUUCUGACAUAUUCGCUUCCGAAACCCUUCACAGAAAGGGACUCACUGAGACGCGACUCUGCGUAUGAAGGCCAGUGUGUGCAAUCAUUACGACAGUUAGCCUUCAAUUUUAGUUACCGGUCUCCGGGAAUGGAUCGAUUCUCACGUCCGGCAUCCCCUCGUGUUUGCCUUCGGAUCCUCCUUACAAAGAAGGUCAUAUGCGCAGGAGAGUCAGAGAGUGUCCUCUCGGAGAUACCCAGUAUACGGCCUAGCUCGCUGAGAGCCCUGAAGAUAACAUACACUUGA